Messenger RNA from Volvox carteri f. nagariensis, 1362 nucleotides. RefSeq lists its product as uncharacterized. Bases 1 to 1362 code for a protein of 453 amino acids. The record is from RefSeq and is a predicted model, not a curated record. NCBI's taxonomy places the organism in Eukaryota, Viridiplantae, Chlorophyta, Chlorophyceae, Chlamydomonadales, Volvocaceae. Gene Ontology annotation, biological process: cell wall pectin biosynthetic process. The transcript has 11 exons. Gene Ontology annotation, molecular function: arabinosyltransferase activity. Gene Ontology annotation, cellular component: Golgi apparatus.
AUGAAAUGCUGCAGCUUGCUGUGGGACUUCUUCGGACCGUCCUGGGUGUCAUCAGUACAAUCUGCUUCAAUAAGUUACUGGUUGAUCGCAGCCAUUGGUGAGGAUGCCGCAGCUGCGGUGGAAGCCGCUGGCUACGGCGAUCGUUGCAUUCUGUUUCCGAAACCUGCAAAUGAGUCCUCCGAGACCGCAAUUCCCGGGCGGGGGAAGCGCCACCGCCACCACCACCGCGGUGCUGCCACCUCCGCCACCUCCACCACCGGCACCAGCACCAGCAGGUCUGACCACUCCGCCUACCGCUGGCUCAGCGCGGCGUGGAAGGGCGCCACCUGGGGCAAGGUGGCGGCCGUCACCGCCCUCGUGGAUCUGGGUUUCGAUGUCGUACACUCAGACGUAGACGUCUCGUGGUUUCGGGACCCCUUGCCCCUGUUUCUCAGCCUGGGGGAAACACGGGGCCCGACCCCCGCCGCCGCCGGGGCCCCCGGUCCCACCGCCGUGUUCUCCACCGACCUCCUCACCACCACCAACAAGGCCACAGACGGGGCGGACUCCGGCUUGGAGCGGUCCUGCAUCCCCAGCUACAGCUUAAACACCGGGGUUUACUGGGUGAGGGGCUCCGAGACCGGGUCGCGACUGAUGAACGGGUGGAUGGCCGUGAAGGCGGCCGGUUACACGGGUGACGACCAGCAGGGUCUCAAUCUGCUCGUACGAGGGGAUGUGGAGGGGGUGGUGGUGGGCUGCCUGCCCGUGUCGUCGUUCUCACACACGUACGCCUUCGCCACGACGGAGUUGCACAAGGUACGGCAACAUCCGCUGUACGAGGUGCACUGGGUUUGGGCCGGUAAGAGUCUGGAGAGCAAGCGGCAGUGCAUGCGGGACGCCCGAGUGUACGACGACCCGCCGGAGUACUACCGCCCGAGCCGCAUCAUGACAUUUGAACUGGAACAUGUGGAGCUGCCCCCCGGCUACAACACCUGGCCCGCCAGCCGUACGGCAGACAUGGUCACCUUCUCUCUGGCCGCCCUGUCCGCCCAGCUGCAGCAAGCCUACUGGGCCCUGGCCCUGGCUGCCGCGCUCAACAGGACACUGGUGCUGCCCAAGGCGAGUGAAGAAAGGCGGUGGUUCGGGUGUAGGGGUGGGUGGUUUCGAUGCUACUGCGCCAAAACCUGGUUUGCUACGUCUGCCUGCCGCAUCACCAGCGAGCGGGACACCGUAUUCCCCUUCACGUGCCCGCUGAGUCAUGUGUUUCGGGCCCGGCUGCUGUCGGGGGGGGAUCUCCGAGUGGCGGACCCCCUCCUAGGGGACAUAAGGCCCGGCGGGGGGUGGCGAGUGGCGGAGAGUGGGGAUCCGCGUGUCGAAGGAUGA